This is a messenger RNA of Erigeron canadensis, 1125 nucleotides long. RefSeq names its product protein SRG1-like. Lineage: Eukaryota; Viridiplantae; Streptophyta; Magnoliopsida; Asterales; Asteraceae. Bases 1 to 1104 code for a protein of 367 amino acids. The transcript has 4 exons. The record is from RefSeq and is a predicted model, not a curated record.
AUGUCAUCUCCACAACCAUUGUCACAGAUCCACGGGAGCCUCCAAGAGCUUGUGAAAACAAUCAAACUCGAUGUCCCCCCUCAACGUUACAUUCAAGAACAUCGUGAACCCACCUUUGUUUCUACCAGUGCUAAUUCGCCCCUGCCGUCUAUCCCAGUCAUUGACAUGAACGAUCUUAUGAGCAUACUAGCAGGAUCCGAUAAUAUGGAUCAUCAACUGCAAAAUCUGCGCUAUGUAUGCCACGAAUGGGGGAUCUUUCAGUUGGUGAAUCAUGGAGUUGACAAAUUGUUGGUGGAGAAGAUGAAAGAGGAGGUGAGAAAGUUUUUCGACAUGUCGGUAGAAGAGAAGCUAAGGUACAAGCUGAUGGCAGGUGACUAUCAAGGGUAUGGCCAAACCAUACUCCAUACUCAGGAUCAGAAAGUUGACUGGGCUGAUCGCUUCUAUAUGAUCACCAAUCCUGUUCACAGGAGAAAAUCCAACUUGCUUCCAGACUUCCCUCCACGACUUAGAGAUACCAUGGAGAAAUACUUGCAAGAAAUGCAGAAGCUAGCCAUGACGUUGUUCGGGCUAAUGGGGCAAGCGGUAGAUAUUGACAAGAAAGAGAUGAUAGAUGUUUUUGAUGAUGGGAUGCAAUCCAUAAGGAUGACUUACUAUCCUCCCUGCCCCCAACCGGAUCUGGUGAUCGGCCUCACUCCUCACUCUGACGCAGCUGGAAUUACCAUUCUUCUCCAAGUCAACGACGUCGAGGGCUUGCAAGUUAAGAAAGACGGCGUGUGGAUCCCCGUCAGCUUUCUUCCUGAUGCUUUGAUUGUAAAUGUUGGAGACAUCCUUGAGAUCAUGAGCAAUGGUGUGUACAACAGCAUUGAGCACAGGGCAACUGUUAAUGAAACAAAAGAAAGGAUUUCAUUAGCCAUGUUUUUCAAUCCAAAGCUUGAAGCAGAUGUUGGUCCUGCCAAGAGCCUCCUAAGAAACACAGGAGACCCGCCCUUGUAUAAAACACUCGUUAUGGAACAGUAUCUCAAGGAUUUCUUCUCGCGCAAGCUCAACGGAAAAACAUUUCUCGAGAAAAUGAAAAUCCGAUAUGAUGAAGUCGGGGAUGCUUGAUCGAAUUUCUACCUACCUUGC